UUUGAAAUUGAUCGAAUGCAGCAAUUCUUUUGAGAGAAAUCUUUUGCUCCCUCAAAAACUUUGAAUAAGGAGAAAAAUGCUCGAACAUUGGCGCUUAUAAUUUUGACAAAUUCAGAGUAAUUAAGUGAUGACAUCUCGAAGCGUGCGGAAGGUAACGGAGAGCGUAGAGCAGUCAGAAGGAGAGGGAGAUGGAACCACCAUCAAGCGGUGCCUCGGGGACGAUGUGUCUGACAUUGUUGACCCAUUUCUUAUGUUGGACGAGUUUACGGUAAAUCCCCCCACUGGUUUCCCUGACCAUCCUCACAGAGGCUUUGAACUGGUUUCCUAUAUUUUAAAAGGCACUGGUCAGCAUGAGGAUUUUUUAGGAAAUAAAGGAAAGCUAAAGACUGGGGAUGUUCAGUGGCUGACUGCUGGACGUGGAAUUGUACACUGUGAGUGGUCUUAUGGCGAGGAAAAAGCUCAUGGGCUACAGCUGUGGAUUAAUCUUGCCAAAGAACAGAAAAUGCAGGAACCAUCAUGUCAAGAGAUGCUUGCAGAUGAUAUCCCAAGGGCAUCCAAAGAAGGCAUAGAGGUCAAGGUCAUUGCUGGAGAGGCAUUUGGUGUCAAGUCCAAGAUUAGGACCAGGACUCCAACUCUUUAUUUACAUUUUACAAUGAAUGAAGGCACUAAAUUAAGUCAGCCAAUUCCCAAAGGCUGGAAUGCAUUUAUUCAUGUCCUCUCUGGCAAGGCAUUAUUUGGUCCAGAGAGCAAAGAAAAACUAGUAAAUCCAACCCAGACUGCCAUCUUAAAUGCUGAAGGAGACUGUGUGAUAGCUCAAAACCAGUGGUCUGAUCCGUGCAGUUUUAUUCUCCUGGCAGGUCAACCAUUAAAUGAACCUGUGGCUCAACAAGGUCCAUUUGUGAUGAACACAGAGGAGGAACUUCACCAGGCCUUGGAGGAUUAUAAAUCAUGCAUCAAUGGAUUUGAGCAGGCACGUUCCUGGCAGUCCAGUUUCCUACAAAGCAACAGCUGAUCUCAUUAAUUUCUAGUCCCAAAAGUUUUUAUUUUUAUGAAGAAUGCAAGAUGAUUAUGUAUAAUAUUAUACAUUUUGUUUUUAUUUUAUGCAACUAUUGAUUUUUACAUUCCACUUAUAUAUACAAGACACUGCAGAAAGGAAUAAUACUAAGUAAUUGACAAGAUUGAAUUCCUGGUAGCGGUAAUUCUGCUAUUCUUUCUGAUCAUCUCAACAUUACAAUUUCUCGCUACUUGCCAUCAGUAUGUAAUGUUGGCCAGAAUUUACUCUCUAUGGGGAACAACUGUAGUAGCCCUGGAUGUGAUAUUUUUAGCAACAUUGUUAUUGGAAAGAGGCAUAAAAUUGUAAAAUUGCAGUAUGGUCUAAAAAAAAAAGUUGCAAUGUAGAUGAAAAAUAUUAGUUCCCUGCAAAGUAUCGUCUAUAAUGAUAUUUUCAUAAAUCCUUUAUGCUGUAUAUAUUUUUUUCUGUGCCAAUAAUGUUCUCUAAGAAUUAAAACUAAAGAUGUUAUUCAGGUGUUUUAAAAUACUCUAUAAUACAACCGAAAAAGCAUUUUUUAUCAAAUGUUUAUGAACUAUGUGUAAUCUUUAAAUAGUACUUUUAACCUGUAUGUUGUGUUGUUAGAAGUCACAUAUACAUCCCACAUUAUCAGGGAAGGGUGUUUUUUUUUUUUUUACUUAUGUCUAAAUAUUCAAAAUCAGAAGAUGGAGAAUGAUAAACCUGUAUACUUAUCAGAACUCAGGAUUGUAGUUAUUUGAUUAAAUUAUUAAGUGAUGUCAAGUGGAAACCAUGUUUCUAGGAAAUUUCCUAUACAUGUUACAGCUUUAUCUCCCUUUAAUUGCAGUUCUGUUUUGAUAAUAGCGGACGAGGAGUUGUAUUUUAAAAGUGAUGAUAUUUAUUUUCUUUUUCAAAAUCAUUUGUUUUGUUUUUUUCAUUGUGGUACAAACAUGUACAUGCCCCUUAGUUCAUAGUGGAAAGAUUUUAUAUUGAUUAAAAAUAACCAGCAAAGCUUGGGGAUGUUAAGUAAUCGCAGCAUGAUUCUCUGUCUAAAAAGCUGAAAACAAAACUGCUGUGAAAAUGAACACUUUAUACAGUUACACAAAGUCAGUAGUAUUAAAUAUACAUUCUUUAUUUUAAAACUAUAUGUUUCCUCAGUUUAAAAGACUGCUGACAGAAAUAUAAUCACAAUAGAUAGCUUCAAUUAUUCUAAGCUUCUGGAUUUUUUUUUGGGAGAGAGAGAGAGAGAGGGUAGGGUUGCAUCCCUUGAUAAUGCUCACUUUAUCACUUUUCAUUGUUUUUAUUCUCGCAGGAAAAUUUGAUGAUUUGGUGCUGUCACAAUGCACAGUUAUAGUGCACAAGUUCAUCUCUUUUUAUUAUAUACAUCUGUGUUCAUACCUGUUUAGUAUUUUCAAAAAGCAGAUUUAUUGGAAUCUUUUAGAUAUGUAAAAAUUAAAUUUUGUAUUUUUUUCUUAUACAAUUUGUCAAAUAAAUACAAAUUAUUUGCUUUUUUUUUACUCGUUGAAAUUUUGUUAAAUGUGUCCAAUAUUUUGUUCAAAUAAGGGUGUUUAUUAUCUAGUAUGCAAGUUUACCAGUCAGACACAGUUAUAAACAUUGAACUAGGAAAGUUAAUUACCUGGAAAUUCUUAUAUAUAAGAAAUCUUUAUAAUUCUCUUAUCUUUCACAAUUAAUUCUUCUAAAUUGUCAUUGCAAAUUGAGAUUUGAUUCAGAAAUUUUGUUGUAGGCUAUAAAUUGACAUAAUUGUAUGUUUUAAUAAUUCUUUGAUCAAUUAAAAGAUAGAUGCGUGGUUGAAAACAUGAUACAUUUAAUAACUUCAGCACAUAUUGCCCUUGAUGUGGUUAUUUAAAGUAAUGACCAACCAGGAAAAACAUUAUUUUGAAUGAUGUUUUUUUUUUUCAGUGUGUUUUGUAUGAGACAUUUUAGACUUUGUGUGUUAGCUAGUUUAAAGAUCAAUGUUUCUUGUUAUUAAUAGUUAUAUUUCCCCUACUUUUAUACACUGCUUAUUGUUUUCCUUUGUUAUGUUCACCUUUAUUAGUUCUCUCAGAGCAUUCUGUUGUUUGAAGAUGAAAGUUUGAAAUCAAUAAAGUUAUGAUUAAAAUAA
This is a messenger RNA of Saccostrea echinata, 3128 nucleotides long. RefSeq names its product pirin-like. The record is from RefSeq and is a predicted model, not a curated record. Lineage: Eukaryota; Metazoa; Mollusca; Bivalvia; Ostreida; Ostreidae. Gene Ontology annotation, cellular component: nucleus. Gene Ontology annotation, biological process: monocyte differentiation. The transcript is spliced from 9 exons. The coding region runs from base 128 to 1012 and encodes 294 amino acids. Gene Ontology annotation, molecular function: quercetin 2,3-dioxygenase activity.